AUGCAGCAGCAGCAGCAGCAACAGCAGCAGCAGCAACGGCAGCAGCAGCAACAGAAGCAACGGCACCUCCAACCUCCAGCACACACGACAGCAGCAGAUGGCGCUGCUGCUGCUGCUUCUGCAGCCAUAAACAGCAGCAGCUCUGCCGCCGGCCAGCAGCUGACCAGAAGACACCAAGCUAGGCCUGCUCAGAGCAGCAGCAACUGCAGCAGCAGCAACUGCAGCAGCAGCAGCUGCAGCAGCAGCGAUUGCUCUGCAGCACAGUUACGCCUGGAUCUUCGUGAGCGUUCUUUUGACUCAUACCUGCCGCUCAGCAGCAGCAGCGGCAGCUGCAACUGCUGCUGGCAGCAGCAGCAACAGCAGCAACAGCAGCAGCAGCAGCAGCAGCGAACACCGCGAGCAACGGGCGCUGCUGCUCUGCUGCAGCGCGCUUGUCUUGUCCUGCUGCUGUUCAUAUAUAUCUGCUGCUCGCUUGCUGCUUGUGCCUUCCGUUUGCUGCUGAGGGGCUUUAGGGCUAUAGUUCCGACACGCCAGCAGCAGCAGCAGCAGCAGCAGCAGCAGCAGCAGCUGGCUGCUGCAGGGACAGGAAGCACCCUAGCUCGGGGAGCUGCAGAAGCAGCAAAAGCAGCUGGCGCUGCAGCAGUUGCUGCUGCAGCGCCUCCCCACUUGUUGAUUGUUUUUAGCAGCGACGAGCUGCUGCUGCUCCUAGCGGCCGAGAGGCUGCGUGCUGCUGCGGCUGCUGCAGCAGCAGAAGACCCUGAAACGGCAGCAGCAGCAGCAGCAGCAGCAGCAGAUAGCAGCAGCAUAUGCGUUAAGGAGCUGCUGCUGCCUGCUGUUGUUGCUGCUUUUGCUGCGGGGCUGCGGCACCUUACCUUCAGUGACGCCCCGGGCAUAUCUGCACUGCAGCAGCACAAGCAGCAGCUGCUGCUGCUGCUGCAGCAGCUGGGCUUCGAGACUUGGGAGCAGAUUUCAAACCAGCAGCAGCAGCAGCUGCUGCUGCUGCAGCAGGAGCGGUGCUGCUCCCCCCUGCAGCAGUUUCCGCUGCCGCUGCAUUCCCCUACGGCAAUUUGUGUUCGACGCCGGCAGCAGCAGCAGCAGCAGCAGCAACAGCAGCAGCAGCAGCAGCAGCAGCAACAGCAGCAGCAGCAAGAUGACAAUGAUGUGCUUCAAGUUCGGUUUUUAUGUGGCUGCAACGGGCUGCUAGAGCUGCUUAGCCUGUACGCAGCAAAUCGUCUGCUGCCAACCAGCAGCAGCAGCAGCAGCAAUAGCAGAAGCAGCAGCAGCAGCUACUGCUGCAGCAGCAUCAGCGGCUCGCGGUGCAGCAGCAGGAGCACAAAGAGCUGCUGCUGCGGCAGCGACAGGCUUAUCAGCAGCUGCCUGUGCUGCUGCAGUGGCAGCAGCAGCAGCAGGAGCAGCAGCAGAGACUGCAGCCCGUCGCGCAGCAGAAGCAUGAGCCACGAUGCUGCAGCAACAACCAGCAGCAGCAGAAGCAGCGAAAGCAGCAGCAGCAGCAACGGAGACACUCCUCGCGAGUGGCAGCAAACUAGCACCUGCAGCAGCACAGCAUGCACGGCGGCGCUGCAGCAGCUUCCUGCUGUUGCUGCUGGUGCGGUGGAGCAGCAGGACUGCAGCAGCAAGGCCCGCAGCAGCAGCAGCAGCAGCAGCAGCAGCAGCAGCAGCAGCAAGUACACGCUGCCCAGCGAGGACGUGAUUAGCGCUGCUGCACUGUACAGACAGCUGUCCGCAGGGGGCAGUUUUCCCUUUCCCCGUUGUUUGCUGCGGGCGGAGGUGCCGCUGCUGCUGCUGCUGCGGACUGCAGCAGCAGCAGCAGCAGCAGUCCUCGCUGCUGCUGCAGCCCAGGCGGCUCGGCGCGUAGCAAGGGCCAUCAAGCCCGCAUUUACCCCAAACCAGCAGCAGCAGCAGCAGCAGCAGCAGCAGCGGCAGCAGCAGCAGCGGCAGCAGCAGCAGCGGCAGCAGCAGGAAGCCAGCACGGCCACGCUUCGCCAGCUGCUGCAGCAGCUGCUGCUGCUGCUGCAGCUGCUGCUGCCGGCCUUUCUGCGGCGGCUGCAAGAAGAGCUGUCCCCUUUCGGGUGUCUGUCUCCUUUUUCUGCAUGCAGCGUCCCCCCGUUGCUGCUGGCGGAGGCAGAGCUCUUUGGCCGCCGCGUGCAGCAGCAGCAGCAGCAGCAGCAGCAGCAGCAGCAGCAGCAGUGGCCUCAGAGGGACCCAAGCCUGCUGCAGCAGCAGCUGCAGCAAACAGGGAACAUGGCAGCAGCAGUUGAUUCUGCUCUACUGGCUUUCACGGGGAGGCACCUGCGGCUUGGCCGGUGA
Molecule: messenger RNA, 2328 nt
Organism: Eimeria necatrix
Lineage: Eukaryota; Apicomplexa; Conoidasida; Eucoccidiorida; Eimeriidae
Exons: 1
Coding region: 1-2328 (775 amino acids)
Biological process (GO): regulation of transcription by RNA polymerase II
Cellular component (GO): nucleus
Molecular function (GO): transcription cis-regulatory region binding
Source: RefSeq, a predicted model, not a curated record